UGACGUCGGGGGCAUGGCGGCGGUCGCGGAGGCCCUGGAACCGUGGAGCACCGUGGCUCCGCGGAGGAAGCGCGCCGCGGGGAGGCGGCCGCGGCGGGACGGUGGUCAGGCCCGCGGGCCCCAGGCCGAGCCGGAGGCGGACAGCGAGGCGGUGCUGCGCCGCCUGCGGGAGGCCGAGGAGGACCUUCGCAUCUCUGAUUUCUGCCAUUCAGCUCUGGAAACCAUCACCCAGUGUCUCAGGAAACAGCUGGAGCAACUGCAGGCCCUAGCAGAAGCCCUGGGAAGGCUGCAGCUUGACUUAUCACCUGGUGGGUCGGGGGAGCCCUUGCCCAUGAGCGCCUUUCCUGUGAAAUGCGUGUGCUACGGCCUCGGGAACUUCGCCUCCUGUGUGACUGCUCGUACCCAGCUCGCUUUUAUGCUGCUCUUUCUGGAGACGUGCCAGAUCCCCAGAAGCCACUGCUGGGUCUAUGACCCUCUGUUCAGCCAGACUGAGGUUUCGGUGCUCACCUCCCUUGGUGUGACUGUCCUGAGUGAGAACGAGGAGGGCAAGCGCAGCGUCCACGGCCAGCCCACUGCCUUCUACAUGCCACACUGUGGUACAGCGCUGUACAACAAUCUACUCUGGAGCAACUGGUCCGCAGAUGCCCUUUCCAGGGUGGUCAUCAUUGGGAACAGUUUCCGGGGCCUGCAGGAGAGGUUGUUGACGAGGAUCCUGAAAGAAAAUUAUCCCUACGUUGCAAAGAUUCUGCAAGGCCUGGAGGAGCUCCCACUGCCUCAGACUCCCCGGUACACUGACGCUUUUAACGACACAUCUGUCCACUGGUUCCCCCUCCUGAGGCUGGAGGCACUGCCUAGGGAGCUGUGGGCAUCUCGGGAAGAGCCCGACUACCAGAACUGUGAGGACCUGGAGAUGAUCAGGAAGCCUACACACUGUGCUGGGCAGGUGUAG
This is a messenger RNA of Acomys russatus (golden spiny mouse), 949 nucleotides long. It is a transcript of the gene Srrd, whose product is annotated as SRR1 domain containing. Gene Ontology annotation, cellular component: cytoplasm; nucleus. The record is from RefSeq and is a predicted model, not a curated record. Gene Ontology annotation, biological process: microtubule-based process. NCBI's taxonomy places the organism in Eukaryota, Metazoa, Chordata, Mammalia, Rodentia, Muridae. Bases 14 to 949 code for a protein of 311 amino acids. The transcript is spliced from 7 exons.